AUGGCCCAAGACUCCCAAUACCGCGAACCCAUUGCCAUAAUCGGUUCAUCAUGUCGAUUCCCAGGAUCUUCCUCCUCUCCUUCUAAGCUCUGGGAUCUCCUCCGCAAACCCCACGAUGUUAUCAAGACCUUUGACGCCGAAAGGCUCAACCUCGCAAGGUUCUACCACGAAAGUGGUGACACCCACGGUUCCACAGAUGUAGCCGCCAAGUCAUACCUUCUCGAGGAGGACAGCAGGCUCUUUGACACUAGUUUCUUCGGUAUCUCUCCCAUGGAGGCUGCGGGUAUGGACCCCCAACAGAGGAUUCUUCUUGAAACCGUGUACGAAUCUUUUGAGGCUGCGGGUCUUACACUCGAACAAUUGAGGGGAUCUCUUACUUCCGUUCAUGUUGGAGUCAUGACAUCCGACUGGGCGAAUAUUCAAGCUCGCGACACUGAGACAAUCUCCAAAUACAACGCCACAGGAUCGGCAAACAGUAUCAUGUCAAACCGCAUUUCCUACGUUUUCGACCUCAAGGGCCCUUCCGAAACAAUCGACACAGCAUGUUCAAGCUCUCUUGUCGCUGUUCAUAACGCAGCAUUGGGCCUUCUCAAUGGCGAUUGCGACACAGCCGUCGUAGCUGGAGUCAAUCUCAUCCUUGACCCGGCACCAUACAUCAACGAAUCAAAGUUACACAUGCUCUCUCCUGACUCCAGGUCUAGGAUGUGGGACAAGGCCGCCAACGGGUAUGCCCGUGGUGAAGGCGCUGGUGCUAUCCUUCUCAAGACACUUAGCCAGGCUCUCAAAGACGGCGAUGAUAUUGAGGGUGUCAUUCGUGCUACCGGCGUCAACUCUGAUGGCCAAAGUCCCGGUAUCACUAUGCCAUUUGCCCCCACUCAGACAGCACUUAUUCGCAAGACGUAUGCUCGUGCAGGUCUAGAUCCAAAGAAGGACCGUCCUCAGUACUUUGAGUGUCACGGUACAGGAACACCAGCGGGUGAUCCCGUCGAAGCACGCGCUAUCAGUGAUGCUUUUACUGGAGAUGACAUGACUGUCGAGAACCCUCUAUACGUUGGAUCAAUCAAGACUGUCAUCGGCCAUCUCGAAGGAGGCGCUGGUCUUGCCGGUGUACUCAAGGUCCUCCUCGCUCUCAAGCAUCGGGUUAUUCCUCCAAACCUGCUGUUCAAGGAGCUCAAUCCCUCUGUUGCGCCAUUUUAUGGUCCUCUUCAGAUCCCUAUCACUGCGAUUCCUUGGCCUGAACUUCCCGCUGGUGUCCCUGCCCGCGCGAGUGUCAACAGCUUUGGCUUUGGUGGUACCAAUGCUCAUGUCAUUAUUGAGAGCUAUGAAGACGUUCCCACCGAGCAGUCUCUUCAAGACAACGAGGGUAUCCUCGGACCACUUGUUCUCUCCGCUAAGUCAGGUGGAUCUUUACUUCGAACAGUUGAGACAUACAGAAACCACAUCCAGUCCAACCCUACUCUGGACAUCACCGCCCUCAGUGCAGUCCUGCAGGAGAGACGCUCAACUCAUCGUGUCAGGGCCCAUUUCUCUGGCUCAUCACGUGAAGCUAUUCUUUCUGACAUGCAAGAGUUCAUUUCCAAAUAUGGCAAGGCUACGGGCGACAACAUUGGCCACGUCCCCAAGCUUGUCAAUCCCCGCGAGAGAUCGGGUAUACUUGGCGUCUUCACUGGUCAAGGCGCUCAAUGGCCUGCUAUGGGCCGUGAGCUUAUCCACUCGUCGCCCAUCUUCAGACGCACUAUUGAAGAGUGUGAAGCUGUACUGGUAGAACUUCCUGAGAAGGACCGACCCGAAUGGUCUCUUAUCAAAGAGCUUACUGCCGAUGCUUCCACAUCUCGCGUCGCAGAAGCUGCCAUCUCGCAGCCUCUUUGCACAGCUGUUCAAUUGGCCCUUCUGAACCUUCUCACCGCAUCUGGUGUCAAGUUUGACGCCGUCGUUGGCCAUUCUUCUGGUGAGAUUGGCGCCACAUACGCAGCUGGUAUCAUCACUCUCAAGGGCGCAAUGCAGAUCUCGUACUAUCGUGGUCUCCAUGCAAAACUCGCCUCUGGAACCGAUGGCAAGCGAGGUGGUAUGAUGGCAGCUGGUCUGUCACCAAUGCAAGCUCGAGAGUUUGUCGCAAGACCCGAGUUCAAGGGUCGCAUCGGUAUCGCUGCUUGCAACGCUCCUCGUACUGUUACACUAUCCGGGGAUCUUGAUGCAAUUUCCGAGGCGAAGAAUGUUCUUGAUAAGGACAAUGUCUUUGCGCGUGAACUCAAGGUCGACACGGCGUAUCACUCGCACCAUAUGCUUCCUUGCGCUGAGCCAUACUUGCAGGAUCUUCUAGCCUGUGACAUUGAGGUCAAGCAACCUCAGCAGGGACAAUGCGUGUGGAACUCUAGUGUACGCGGCGACACUCAACUACUACGCGGUGAUCUCAACAGCCUCAAGGGCCAGUACUGGGUGGAUAACAUGGUCCGAACUGUUCUGUUCUCACAAGCCAUCGAAUCGUCGAUUUGGCACGGAGGUCCCUACGAUCUCAUUGUUGAAGUUGGUCCUCAUCCGGCAUUGAAGGGCCCAACUGAACAAGUCAUGAAGGCAUCUUAUGGUUCAGUUCCAGUCUACACUGGAGUCCUCGACCGUAAGAAGACAGCCAUCGAUUCUUUCUCUGCUGCCAUUGGCCUUGCUUGGGCUCAACUUGGACCUGGGUUUGUUGACUUCGCCAACUAUCGCAACGCUUUCUACGAGUCCAACAUGGCCCCUCCUGUCAGAAUGAUCAAGGACCUUCCUACUUAUUCCUGGGAUCAUGACAAGGUCUACUGGCGUGAGGGUCGUAUGUCUCGUCGCUUCCGUUUAGGCAAAGACACAAGCCAUGAACUCUUAGGUCGUCGAACUCUAGAUGACAAUGAGUUUGAACUGCGCUGGCGUAAUGUUCUUAAGCUCAGUGAGAUGCCCUGGCUACGCGGACAUACCGUUCUCGAGGAGGUUCUACUUCCUGGCGCUUCGUACGUUUCCAUCGCGGUCGAAGCGGGCAGACAUCUAGCUGCCGAUGCGGACAAGGCUUUGGGGGUUGUUGAAGUUGAGAACAUUGAGAUUCUGAGACCUGUUGUGGUACCUGACAACAACACAGGUGUUGAGACACUGUUUACUGCUCGACUUGUUGAGAAGAGCAAGGAUGUCAUCAAGUCUCGUUUCUCUUACUAUGUCUGUCCCGAUGAGACUGUUGGAUCGAUGCUGCAGACUUGUAUGGGUGACCUCGUUAUUCAUGUCAAGUCUGACUCCAUCGACGAUGGCUAUGCUCUCCCGCCAAGGGACCAAACUCCCCCCAACCUUGCCAACAUCAGCACCGAGCAAGUCUACUCUCUGUUCAAUGGCAUUGGUCUCAGCUACACCGGUGCUUUCAAGAGCAUCACUGACAUCAAUCGUUGUCUCAACUACGCCAGUACCACGAGCACUUGGGAGGCUGACACCCUCGGCGACAAGUAUAUGCUCCACCCAGCCGUUCUUGACGUCGCUUUCCAAACCCUUUUUGUCGCCAAGGCUCAUCCUGCCAGUCGACAGAUCACUUCCGCCCUUCUUCCCUCGCACAUCGACCGUGUCCGUGUUGAUCCAUCGGUUCAGAUUGUCAGGCCUGACGUGUCCAAGGCCGAGAUUGAGACAUGGGCUAUUUCGCAGACUGCUACUUCUCUUCGUGGCGACCUCAACAUCUACGACUCCUCAUCAGGUGCGACAUUCCUACAAGUCGAGGGCUUAGCUGUUAACAUGGUCGGGGCUGCUGAAGGGGCGAGCGAUCGGUCCAUGUUCUCCAAGACUAUUUGGGGUAACGACGCGUCACUCGGCCUUCUUGAUCCCAAGCGCAAUGAGGCUCAGGAUGCAAAGGGCAUGAAGAUGGCAGAUGCUGUUGAACGCGUGGCCAUGUUCUAUGUCAAACGCAUCGUCGACCAAAUUCCACCCUCUGAGCGCGGAGAGUUUAUCUGGUAUCACCAGCGCAUGUUUGAGGCAUUCGAGGAACACAUUCGCGUUGUUGCAGCUGGUGAACAUCCCAUCAUACAAGCCGACUGGCUCAACGAUGAUGCUUCUAUCCUGGAAGCUAUCAACGCCGAAUACUCAGAGGAGAUUGAUAUCAAGCUUCUCCACGCCGUUGGAGGUCAUCUUGCUGAAGUUGUCCGUGGCAAUGAGCAACUCUUGGAAGUUAUGACCAAGGAUGACAUGCUCAAUCGCUUCUAUAUGGAAGGUUACGCCAGUAUACCGACCAACAGAUUUGUCGGUGACAUCAUGAAGCAACUUACCUUCAAGUUCCCGCGCGCCAAGGUUCUUGAAAUUGGUGCUGGAACUGGUGGUACCUCUUGGAGUAUCCUCAACGCAAUUGACGAUGCGUACGACUCUUACACAUACACUGAUAUCUCAUCCGGAUUCUUCCCCAACGCUGCAGAGAAGUUCUCUUCUUUCUCGCACAAGAUGGUCUUCAAGGUUCUCAAUGUGGAAGAUGAGCCUUCGGAUCAGGGUUUCGAGGAGGGCUCUUACGAUAUUAUCGUCGCUGCGUUGGUUCUACAUGCGACGCAUGAUUUGAAGCGAACACUGCAUAACACUCGGAAAUUAUUGAAACCAGGUGGCUAUCUCGUUCUUUUGGAACUCACUGGCAUCACCAGCGUUCGUGCCACAUUCAUCAUGGGAGGUCUUGAGGGAUGGUGGCUCGGUGGCGAUGACGGUCGAAGACUGACUCCGCUCGUCACAGCCAUGGAAUGGGACAAUCUCCUGCAGGGUUCUGGGUUUUCAGGCGCUGACACAAUUGUCUACGAUCUUCCAGAUGAGGCGAAGCAUUGUACUUCUGUCAUUGUCAGCCAAGCAAUUGACGAUGACUUCUUGCGUCUCCGAGAACCUUUGUCCUACAAGUCUGACUUCCCAUCUCUUACCGAUCCCCUCAUCAUCAUCGGUGGUAAGAAGCUCUGGACAAGCAAGGUCAUUUCUGAAGUUCAGAAACUACUUCCUCGCUCUUGGAAGCGCCAGAUCAAGCUGGUCGAGAGCAUUGACAAGAUCGAUGCAAGCAAUUUGCCGUCGCGUAUGGAUAUCAUCCUCCUACAAGACGCAGAUGAGUCUGUCUUUGCGACUACUAUUACCCAACCUCAGCUCAGCAACCUUCAAACAAUUCUUAUGAGAUCUAAGAAUAUGCUAUGGGUAACAACAUCAGGCAAAUCUCAUGCUCCUCGCGCAAGUCUCAUCCAGGGCAUCACGCGUGUUAUCCCUGCUGAGCUUCCCCAUCUCAACGCCCAGCUCCUUGGCAUACCGUCAGAGCAGACCCCAGUUCCUGCUGCCAGUCACACGGUUGAGGCUUUCCUGCGGCUGAUUCAGGGUGAGGAUGUCGCAAGGGAUGGGAAGAUUCUUUGGGCACAAGAAUCCGAGCUCGAGAUCUCUACUGAUGGUAAGACUGUCAUUCCGCGAGUCAUUCCUGAUCAGACACUCAACGAGACAUACAAUGGCUCGAAGCGGGUAAUCAGCAAGAAGGUUGAUGCGACUCAGUUGGCUGUUUACACUGAAGUCGUUGACGGUAAAGUAGCUUUACUUUUCAUUGACAACCAGGAUGCAGUUGACGGUGUCCGGGUCGAUGUCCAUUUGACUCUGCAUCUUCCCGGUUUCGAUGAUGAGAGUAUCUACAUUGUCUUUGGCAAGACUGACUCGUCUUGGGUGGUCGGUCUGUCACACACGAACGGCUCUGUUCUCUAUCUCAAUUCGGAGAUUCUUGUUGCUGUUAAUGAAGACAUCACACCUACCCAACUUGCUUCUGUCGCGUUCACCAUCCUUGGGCGGUCAAUUGCUAUUAUCUCUCCCACUGAGUCAUCUGUACUCUUCUAUGAUGCAGAUGAAGCCUUCGCCCGUAUCAUCGCUGCCGAGUUUGUAACGAGACAUCUUCAAGCCCAGUUUGCUACAUCCAGAGCCGAGGCACCCACAGACUGGAUCAAGAUUCAUCCUCUGGCUUCGCACCGCGCCAUACAGCGAGCCAUUCCACAUAACGCCGCUAUCUUCAUCGAUUGUUCGGAUGGUACCACGUCUCUUACUUCCACAUUUGCAUCUUCAAUCCCAGCGAGCUGCCGAAUGUAUCGUCUUGGAUCUGGCCUUCUCUCUGCUGCUCUCGAGACGUCCAAGAUGACCACAGCGACCUUCCUCGGUCAGUGUAUCGAUGCAGCUUUUACUCAACAAGUCGCCGAGCCCGAAGUCAUCCCAGCUUCGGCCCUCGCAGGAUCCAGUUCCAGUAUCUUCGGUGCCAAAACUUUCAUCACAGAUUGGACCAACAAGACCGCUCUACCAAUAACUGUCAAACCUCUCCAGCCACAGGUACUCUUCAAGCCCGACAGGACGUAUCUCAUGGCGGGUAUGGCUGGUGGUCUGGGUCUCUCAAUCUGCGAAUGGGCUCUUAGGAACGGUGCCAAGCACAUGGUCAUCACCAGCCGUAACCCUCAACUCCCCGAAGCCACCCUCCAGGAGGCUCAACGACUGGGAGCUACGGUCAAGGUCAUGCCCAUGGAUCUCACCGACAAGGAAUCUGUCCAAGCUUCUGUCACUGAGAUUGAGGAGCAUAUGCCAAAGAUCGCCGGUGUUUGCAACGCAGCCAUGGUUCUCAAAGACGGUUUCUUUAUCGACAUGGACGCUGACCAGCUUAACAACACACUCGCAGCCAAGGUUCUAGGAUCAGAGCAUCUCGACAGCAUCUUCCACGACACCAAGCUUGACUUCUUCAUCUGUCUUGGCUCCGUGGCUUCAGUCAUUGGCAAUGUCGGACAGUCAAACUACCACGCAGCAAACCUCUUCAUGGAUAGCCUCAUCAACAAACGACGCACUCGGGGACUUGCAGCUUCCAUCAUUCACAUUGCUUAUGUUACUGAUGUUGGAUAUGUCACACGAGAGGAGCGUGAUCGUCAGCUUGACUCUCACUUCCGCAAGGUUCGUCUCAUGCCUACUUCCGAGACGGACGUCCAUCAUGCUUUCAUGGAAGCUAUCCGCGGCGGUAAGCCAGAUAGUGUUAUCGGUAGUCACGAUAUCAUCAUGGGUAUUGAGCCUUUGACGGAACCUGUUCCUCUGGAUCAACAACCACUCUGGAUGAAGGACCCACGUUUCGGAUACUUUGCACCUCCCUCGUCCGUUCAUUCCCAACAGGAGAAUGGUGUCGUUGGCUCUGCUGGCAAUGUCCGGCAAUGCGUUGAGGAGGCUGACAGUGAUGAACAAGCUGUCGCGGCUGUCAUUCAUGCCUUCUGUGGCAAGCUGGAGACUAUGCUACAGCUUGCUUCUGGUAGUGUCAAUGUCUCGCGUCCUAUCAUUGACCUUGGCAUUGAUUCGCUUGUCGCUGUGGAAAUCCGAACCUGGUUCCUCAAAGAGCUUGGUGCCGAUAUCCCAGUCGUCAAGAUUCUUGGUGGUGAUACAGUUGAACAAGUCUCUACGCUGGCCACCAAGAAGUUGAUGGCUAAAAUCUUGGAGACCAAGGCCUCUCAGCCGCAGGAUGUCAAGUCAAAGCCAGAGAUCGAAAAAGCUGCUCCUACUCCUGCUCAUAUGCCUGUUUUGCAAACUCCUCUGGAGUCCUCGGCUACUCCAUCUACAUCUUCACAGUCUGUUACAUCGUCGCGCGCUUCGCGAGAUCCCUCACCCUCUGCAACAUCUCGUUCCGAUACAUCCAUCACGAAACAAGACCUCAAGUCCAGCACCAUUCUCACCGACGAGUCUUCCAGUGACUCUGGUUCUCUUAACUUCAUUCGUGAGCACCACAUGUCUCACGCGCAAUCUCGCAUGUGGUUCAUCACUCAACACAGCGAUGACCCAUCGGCAUACAACAUGGUCUUCCGCUACCAAGUCAAGGGUCAAGUGUCCAUCACUCGUCUUCGCCACGCUGUUUCCACCACAGCUCAUCACCACGAAGCUCUACGUACUUGCUUUUUCACGCGUGUCGGCGAUGGACAGCCUAUGCAGGGUAUUUUGGCUUCUCCUCGUGUCGAACUCAAGCAUGUCGCUAUCGAGCAGGAAGAAGAUGUUGACGCCGAGAUGAAGCGCCUCUCUAGUCGCUCGUGGGAUCUUGAACAGGGAGACACAUUUGAGCUUGUUCUGAUGAGUCGAGAUUCGGAGAACCAUGAGCUCUUCAUUGCUUACCAUCACAUUCUCAUGGAUGUUGUCGGCCUCGGCAUCAUCAUUCGAGACCUCAAUGUGUCUUAUCAGAUGAAGCUUCUCGAUCGCAACGCUGCUUCUUAUCUGGAUUACGCCUCUGCUAAGCUCAGCAGUGACGAGCUUGAACAGCGAGUGUCAUUCUGGAAGUCCGAGUUUACAACCUUCCCUGACCCUCUUCCACUUCUUCCUAUGGCCAAUGUUACAACCCGUCCCGAUAACACGAUUAAUGCCUGCCAUCAUCAAUACCGCGAACUCACAUCUGAGCAGUUCCAGGCAUUAGCUUUAACGUGCCAACGUCUCCGCAUCAGCCAGUUCCACUUCCACCUCGCUCUUCUUCAAGUCCUACUCGCUAGAUACACUGGAACUGAGGACGUUUGUAUUGGUAUCGUUGAUGCCAAUCGCUCCGAUCCCAAGUUCGCCGAGACGGUCGGAUACUUUGUCAACAUGCUCCCCAUUCGUUCUAGCAUCAGUCAAGACGCCAACUUCUCUGAAAUUGCUCGAGGGGUUUCCCAAAAGACGCUAUCAAUCCUCAGCGAGUCGGCGCUACCGUUCGAUACUCUUCUCAACGAGCUUCAGGUGCCCAGAUCAGCUAGCAGCAUGCCUCUAUUUCAAGCUGCACUCAAUUACCGUAUGGGAUCCAUUUGGGAGAUGCCGUUUGGCGAUGCUGAGAUGAAGCUGUCUGGUGUCAAGGAUGCUGAUAACCCGUAUGAUCUGAGUCUUGGUAUCGCGGAGACACCCACAGGCUGCGUCGUCGAGCUUUAUGCCUUGGCUUCUCUGUAUGGCGAGCACGCUUGUGCUACAAUUCUUGAGUCAUACAUCCGUCUCCUCGACGCAUUCUCUCAGUCCCCCGAUCGCACUAUCGAUGGUGUGAAUGUGCAUGAGCAGACUCAGCGUUUCCAGGACAUCGUUCAGCUGUAUCCUGAUCAAUUGGCCAUGAAGGACUCUACCAUGGAGGUAAAAUACUCUGAGCUCAACAACCGUGUUCAGAAUGUUGCCAAUGCUCUUCUUCACGGCGGCUAUACUGAGGGCUCUUGUGUUGCUGUUCUAUGCGAACCCUCUCUUGACUUUGUUGUUUCCAUGCUGGCUAUUCUUCACGUUGGUGGCAUCUACAUGCCAUUGGAUGUCAGUCUGCCAAUAUCAAGACAUCUUUCCAUGAUUGAAGUAGCCCAGCCAGCUCUAAUCAUCUAUCACUCAGCUACGGAGGGUCGUGCCAAUAUUCUACGCUCUGUGGGUAAUACUCAGUUCCGGGAAAUUCUUCUCGACAACCUCGAUCGCGACUCGCCUAUCCACGUCGCUUGCACUGCUGAAGCAGAUGCGCCCGCUGUUCUCCUGUUCACUAGCGGCUCAACCGGUAAGCCGAAGGGUAUCACUCUUUCGCAAGCCAACUUCAUCAACCAUCUCGCCCUCAAGAGUGACCUCCUUCGCCUCAAACGAGAGACAGUUCUUCAGCAAAGCUCUCUUGGCUUCGACAUGUCUCUCAUCCAGGUUUUCUGCGCUCUCGCCAACGGUGGUCGUCUCGUCAUUGCGCCCUCAGAUCUCCGACGAGAUCCCGUCGCACUAUCCAACCUUCUCAGCGAAGAGCAAGUGACACUGACCAUUGCCACGCCAUCCGAGUAUCUAGCUUGGUUCCGAUAUGGGUACUCAUCUCUUCUUGAGAACCAAGGAUGGAAGCAUGCUUGCAUGGGUGGUGAGCAGGUCACGCGUCAGUUGAAGAAUGAGUUUGCUCGUCUUGGUCACGUAGGAUUGGAACUCACCAACUGCUAUGGACCGACCGAGAUUACUGCUGCUGCAACUUUCCAGACCAUUCAUUUGAGCGACAGCAGCGACACCGAUGAUCUUGCUGUCGGCAAAGCUCUUCCAAACUACUCUGUCCGUAUUCUCGACUCAUUUGGUCAGCCUCAGCCUAUUGGUCACAUUGGUGAGAUCUGCAUCGGUGGUGCUGGUGUCACUCUCGGAUACCUUGACCUUCCCGCUGAAACAAGUCGCAAGUUUGUGACUGACUCUGACGGACGGCGGUUUUAUCGAACUGGCGAUCAAGGUCGUCUCUUACCUGACGGUACUCUUCUUUAUCUUGGUCGUCUGGAGGGUGAUACACAGAUCAAGCUUCGUGGUCUACGUAUUGAGCUAGAGGAGGUCGAGGCAACUCUAGUCAAAGCAUCAGAUGGACUCUUUUCAGGUGCCAUCGUUUCUCUUUGUAGAGACAUCCUCGUUGCUCAUGUCACUCUUGUGGCAGACAAUGAGUCAAUUGACCAAGAGAGAGUGACACAUAUCCUGUCCAGCGUCAAGCUCCCCCAAUACUCAAUUCCCGCUUCAAUUACGGUGCUACCCAGCUUUCCUACCACUCCCAAUGGCAAGAUCGAUCGAAAGGCCAUUGCUACUACCCCGGUUUCUGAGUCUUCCUCUGACAAUUCCACGGAGAAAAUGACUGUUCGGGAGGGAGAACUCCGUCUUCUCUGGGAACGUGUUCUUGCUGGCUCUACUCGCAUUGCACCAUCCUCCGACUUCUUCCUUCUUGGUGGUAACUCACUAUUACUUAUGAAGCUUCAGGCCGCCAUUCGAGAGAGUAUGGUGGUGCCCGUCUCAACUCGUGUGUUGUACCAAGCAAGCACACUUCGUGGUAUGGCUCAGGCUAUCGAGAAGCUUCGUCAAGAGAAGGCUACAGAAGACAUUGAGAGUGAGAUUGACUGGGAUGCUGAGACUGCCAUUCCUCAAUGGCUCGUUAGACAGCUUGAUGAAUCAACCUCUUCGCAAAAGAGUCGAGCACCCAAACCGAAGGGCAUUGAAAUCAUGAUGACCGGCGCCACUGGCUUCCUUGGUGGACAUCUCCUCCAAUCGCUCCUCGCUUCUGAUUCUGUCAGUAAGGUUCACUGUAUUGCUAUCCCAGCCGAUGAUGAGACUUCUCUACCACAUAACGACAAGGUCCAACACUACACUGGGAGCCUUCUAUCCCCAACUCUAGGCUUGACCUCUGACCAAUGUGAAGAGCUUGUCAACAGUGUUGAUGUCAUCAUCCACGCCGGCUCCAAUGGCCAUUGCCUCAACACCUACGACUCUCUUCGUACUCCCAACGUCAAGUCUACCCACUACCUAGCUUCCAUGGCCGCCACUCAUCGCGUUCCCCUUCUUUUCCUUUCGUCUAGCCGUGCGGUUCUCCUUUCUGGGAACAAAGCACCACCUCCUUCCUCUGUCUCCGAGUUCCAUCCCUCAACAGAUGGUCUUGAAGGUCACAUGAUGACACGAUGGGCCAGUGAAGUCUUUUUGGAGAAGCUGGCCCAGCGUGUUCAGGCUACCGGCUCACAUUGGUCGGUGUCUAUUCAUCGUCCUGCCGUUGUUGUCAGUGACCAGGCUCCCAACUCAGAUGCUCUCAACGCCAUCCUGCGAUUCUCCAUCUCGAUGCGCUGUGUACCUCGUCUUGAUAGAGUUGAGGGCUACAUGGAUCUCGCACCACUUGACAAGGUCGUUUCUGAGAUGUCGGAUUCAGUAAUUAAACUUGCACAAGGCCAAUCUGAAGAGGCCGCUUCGGUUCAAUUCAAGCAUCAUUCCAGUGGUGUGAAGGUGCCUGCUAGCAAGCUGCGAGAGCAUCUCGAGGGUUCUUAUGGUAUUCAGUUCGAGGAGCUCGAGUUGAGGCAGUGGAUGGAUCUUGCAGCUGAAGCUGGCAUGGAUCCGCUCAUCACAGCUUAUAUGGAGGGCAUCCUUGAGAAUGAUGCCCCCAUGGUAUUUCCUUACAUGGGCGAAGUAAGCCGGUAA
Messenger RNA from Fusarium poae, 11865 nucleotides. RefSeq lists its product as uncharacterized. The transcript has 2 exons. The coding region runs from base 1 to 11865 and encodes 3954 amino acids. The record is from RefSeq and is a predicted model, not a curated record. Gene Ontology annotation, molecular function: phosphopantetheine binding; fatty acid synthase activity; 3-oxoacyl-[acyl-carrier-protein] synthase activity. NCBI's taxonomy places the organism in Eukaryota, Fungi, Ascomycota, Sordariomycetes, Hypocreales, Nectriaceae. Gene Ontology annotation, biological process: secondary metabolite biosynthetic process; fatty acid biosynthetic process.